Messenger RNA from Acomys russatus (golden spiny mouse), 2007 nucleotides. It is a transcript of the gene Spats2, whose product is annotated as spermatogenesis associated serine rich 2. The record is from RefSeq and is a predicted model, not a curated record. Gene Ontology annotation, molecular function: protein binding. Lineage: Eukaryota; Metazoa; Chordata; Mammalia; Rodentia; Muridae. Gene Ontology annotation, cellular component: cytoplasm.
GGCGGAGGAGGCGGAGGCUCAUCUUCUUUCCUCAUCCAGGACCCGGAGCGUCCGGGGCGCAGAGCCCGGAAUAGGGGGACGCGGCGACUGCCGGGAGCCCGGGCUAGAAUCUCACUGGAAACCGACAUGACUGUCUGCAAUGAUACAUCCUGACAAGACGUCGAUACCAAAGAAGGAAGAGAAAUUAAGAGCUAGUGAGCAGAAGUUUAAACGACCAGGAUUUUGUAUUUAUUACGUCCAACUACAGACUUCAAUUGCCUACUUUUAAAUUAGCAGGAUUCCCAGAACUUGGACAAAGACAUUUUCUUCUGUUAUUUUUUUUUUCCCCCUGAGCGUGAGAAAACUGCAAUGUCUAGGAAACAAAGCCAGAAGGAUUCAUCAGGAUUCAUUUUUGAUUUGCAGUCCAAUACUGUACUGGCCCAGGGAGGAACGUUUGAGAACAUGAAGGAGAAGAUAAACGCAGUGCGUGCAGUAGUUCCCAACAAGAGCAACAAUGAAAUCAUCCUGGUUUUGCAGCACUUUGAUAACUGUGUGGACAAAACAGUACAAGCAUUCAUGGAAGGGAGUGCCAGUGAAGUGCUCAAAGAAUGGGUAGUGACAGGCAAGAAAAAGAACAAAAAGAAGAAAAGCAAACCCAAACCUGCAUUAGAAGCAGGUACCAGUGCCCCAGACUUCAGGAAGUCGGUACCCACUCAGGAGGACCAGCCUGCAUCUUCAGAGAAAGGUGGCGUUAAUGGUUACCAUGUUAAUGGUGCCAUCAACGAUGCUGAGUCUGUGGACUCGCUCAGUGAAGGUUUGGAGACACUUUCAAUAGACGCCAGAGAACUGGAAGACCCUGAGUUUGCCACACCAGAUACACUGGAUAGAACUGGAACUGUGCUGGAGAAUGGCAUCUCUGACUUUGAGCCCAAAUCGCUGACUGCGCACUCUAUCCCGAAUGUCCAGCAGUCCCGGAGUGCUGCCAAAUCUCUCUCAAGAGCCACUGCAGGAAUGCACGUUUCAAAUCUGGGAAUGGAGAACGUUCCACUCUCUUCCACCAAUAAAAAGCUAGGCUCUAAUAUCGAGAAGUCUGUGAAGGACCUCCAGCGUUGCACUGUGUCUCUCGCACGAUACCGAGUUGUAGUUAAAGAAGAGAUGGACGCAUCCAUUAAGAAGAUGAAACAGGCUUUCGCCGAGUUGCAGAGCUGUUUAAUGGAUCGAGAAGUGGCAUUGCUUGCUGAGAUGGACAAAGUGAAGGCUGAAGCAAUGGAAAUCUUGCUCAGCCGUCAGAAGAAAGCAGAGCUUCUGAAGAGGAUGACGGAUGUGGCCGUACGGAUGUCCGAGGGGCAGCUGCUUGAACUCAGGGCUGACAUCAAGCACUUUGUUAGUGAGCGUAAAUACGAUGAAGAUCUUGGGAGAGUAGCGCGUUUCACCUGCGAUGUGGAGAUGCUGAAACAGAGUAUUGAUUCGUUUGGACAAGUGUCCCAUCCAAAGAACAGCUACUCCACCAGAUCUCGGUGCAGCUCAGUGGUGUCUGCGUCCUUGGGUGGCCCAAGUGACGGUCCUGCUGCUUCCUCGUCCCCCAGUGCCUCUGUUCCCAGCCUUACAGGUGCUAACAAGAGAAGCUGUGCCCCAGGAGAGGCUUCUGCAGCCAUGGCAAACUCCAGUGAGCCGCCCUGCCAGGCCCAUCGGGAGGUAUUUUCAGGCAACAGGAGAGGAGGACAAGGCUACAGGCCACAAAGCCGAAAGACCGCUGACCCCACUGACCCAGGGCAGCAUGACAGUGCGGGUCGCGACCCCACAGGCCAAGGGCGGCAGGACAAAAACAGCUCUCGGUAUUCAUCCAGGUCCAGGUAUCAGACCACUCCCCCUCAGGCCCCAGGGAACGCUAGCCAAUGGAGCCAGGCUUGCUCUGCAGGGACCAAUGGAACUGGAGCCAGUGUGGAGCCUAGCACCAAGCCUUCCUUCAGAAAGGCGCUCCCGCAGCGCAAACCACGGACCUCCCAGCCUGCAGCUGUAAACUCCUGA